Molecule: messenger RNA, 960 nt
Organism: Tilletiopsis washingtonensis
Lineage: Eukaryota; Fungi; Basidiomycota; Exobasidiomycetes; Entylomatales
Exons: 3
Coding region: 1-960 (319 amino acids)
Source: RefSeq, a predicted model, not a curated record
AUGGGUCUUCCCGAGCGCCGCAGCGCCACGGUGCCCGCCGCGCGCCGCACCGGCGGCCCGCCGGCCAUCAACCCCAACCUCAUCCUCGGCGUGCGCUUCAUCCUCACCAGCCUCGUCUGCGCCCUCGCGCUCGCCACGGCCAUCAUGGCCAUCCUCGUCGUCGACUACUACAACAAGCACGACCCCAUCAUCCGGCCGUCGUGGGGCUCGCUCAUCUUCCUCAUCAUCCUCGGCCUGUUCACCUGCAUCAUCUACUUUGGCUACAACAUUGCCAUGCCGCUCGCGCCCUUCAUCAACUACGGCGACUUCCUCUACGGCCUCUUCAUGGUCAAGCUCGAGCUGCUGCUGCAGUUCACCAUGUGCGUGCUGUGGGUCUCGGGCGCGCUCGCCUAUGCGUCGGACAUGCGCGGCUACGAGAACUGCCAGUUCGACGGCUACCUGCACUACCCGCGGCCCGACGACUUUGAGCACGUGUGCGACCUGACCAACUGGACCGUGCCGCUGGCGUACGCCACGUUUGGCAUGCAGGUUCUGCUCUGGUUCUUCGAGAUGUGCUUUGGCAUCUACACGUUCCUCUACCUCGACCAGGAGAGCCUCAACGAGCCGCACUUUGCCUGGGGCCGCCGCGCCUACGACUACCGCACCGGCGCCGGCUCGUCGGGCGCCGCGGGCCGCGGCAACACCUACCGUGCGCGCGCCGUGCCGGCCGACGACGGCAGCGACGCCGGCUCGCAGCCGCGCUCGACGGGCCGGCGCGGCGCCGCCUACAACGACCCCGAGCGCGGCUCCGAGGAGAUGGCCGAGGACCGCUCCGACGCGCGGCCCGCCAGCCUCGGCGCCCGCGGCCGCCGCGGCUACGACGAGGAGGAGGGCGAGCUGGCCGAGACGGAGCAGCGCGGCGCUCCGAGUCCGGAAGGAUGGCACCUGCGCGACGAGCCAGCCGGCUCGCAUCGUGCCUGA